UUCUAUGACCUGUGCGAGCUGUUCAGGACCGGCGGUCAGGUCCCCGACACCAACUACAUCUUCAUGGGUGACUUUGUAGAUAGAGGUUAUUAUAGUCUUGAGACUUUCACUUACCUUCUUGCACUAAAAGCUAAGUGGCCUGAUCGUAUCACACUGUUACGAGGCAAUCAUGAAAGCAGGCAGAUAACACAAGUGUAUGGAUUUUAUGAUGAGUGCCAAACCAAAUACGGAAAUGCUAAUGCUUGGAGAUACUGUACCAAAGUCUUUGACAUGCUCACAAUAGCAGCUUUAAUAGAUGAGCAGAUUCUCUGUGUGCACGGUGGCCUCUCUCCAGACAUCAAGACACUCGAUCAGAUUCGAACCAUUGAGCGCAAUCAAGAAAUUCCUCACAAAGGCGCCUUCUGUGACCUGGUUUGGUCUGACCCAGAAGAUGUUGACACGUGGGCGAUCAGCCCGCGAGGAGCAGGCUGGCUCUUCGGUGCAAAGGUGACGAAUGAGUUUGUUCACAUCAACAACUUAAAACUCAUCUGCAGAGCACACCAGCUAGUUCAUGAAGGUUACAAAUUCAUGUUUGAUGAGAAAUUGGUAACGGUAUGGUCUGCUCCAAAUUACUGCUACCGCUGUGGAAAUAUUGCAUCAAUCAUGGUCUUUAAAGAUGUAAAUACAAGAGAACCAAAGUUAUUCCGCGCAGUUCCAGAUUCAGAACGUGUAAUUCCUCCUAGAACGACCACACCGUAUUUCCUCUGAGACCCUUCCCUGCCUGCUGUCUCCCUCUUCCCCUGUACUGUCCCUUUACAAUAUACUUUUUAUUGAGCACUUUGCUGCUGAAAUGCUGCCUCUUGCCUUUUUUAUUUUUAAAUUAUCUAAAUUUAUUGUGUAUUAUGGUGUCUGUAGCAAGUUUCUUUUUUUUCCCCUACCCUAGAUUAAUUUCAGAGUAUUUGUAAUAUGUCCUUGAAAUUUAUACUACUGCAUGUAGUACUUGCGUACUUCUGGGUUUAGAUGAAACGUUUUCCUUCUAACAACCGUGAUUCCCGGGAAGCAGCUCGGUCCCAGCGUGGUGUUCAGCUUUU
Molecule: messenger RNA, 1070 nt
Organism: Fulmarus glacialis (Northern fulmar)
Lineage: Eukaryota; Metazoa; Chordata; Aves; Procellariiformes; Procellariidae
Gene: PPP6C
Product: protein phosphatase 6, catalytic subunit
Exons: 5
Biological process (GO): peptidyl-serine dephosphorylation; G1/S transition of mitotic cell cycle
Cellular component (GO): cytoplasm
Molecular function (GO): protein serine/threonine phosphatase activity
Source: RefSeq, a predicted model, not a curated record